Aspergillus ibericus CBS 121593 is the source of this 3961-nucleotide messenger RNA. RefSeq lists its product as uncharacterized. The record is from RefSeq and is a predicted model, not a curated record. NCBI's taxonomy places the organism in Eukaryota, Fungi, Ascomycota, Eurotiomycetes, Eurotiales, Aspergillaceae. The transcript is spliced from 3 exons. Bases 323 to 3844 code for a protein of 1173 amino acids.
UUGCAUGAACUUUUUCAGGUUACAAAAUUAGCCGGAGCAUACCAACCUCCAGUGAUUGAGGAGAUUCUGUUCCCUAGUCCAGUCGCAUUCAUCAAUUCACCAGACGUGUUCGCAGUUGCGACAAAGGCUCGUUUCAACACAAUAGGCCCUCUGCUAUUCCAUCUGGUUACAGAGUCUCUCUCUCCCACUUGACCACGGACAAAGUUGCCUGCAAUACUUUCCCUGCCCUCAAUCAAACACAAUCAUACAACCGGAGAAGCUGAUUUUUGGCUCCGCACCUGACGAAUCAGCCCCGCGUUUACCCGCCAACUCACCGCAGGCUAUGUCGAAGUUGAAAGAAUUAGACGGCGCGGACUAUAUUUCCAGACUCGGUUCAGUAACACCGACAAAAUCUUCUUUGUCGCAGAUUGGGAAGUCACUAGGCGGACCGGACGGUAACCAUAUCCGGGAGGGACUUGGCAGUUUGAACCGCUGGUCACAGUCCACAGCAUCUAGCAGAAGUUCGCCAGACUAUUAUCGUCGACUCAAUGAAUCUCGAGUGUCUAGAUCCCCAUCCCCGUCCGCCGGUCAUGGUGACUACAGUAACGAUAUUGAGGGCUUGACUUCUAAGGGUCGCAUGGCCCCGGAGACGAAAUUCGAAACGCAUGAUUGUCCCCAGGUGCUAGGAACGUCGAAUAAUGAUGACCGACUGCCCAGACAUAACCCUUUUCAAUUAUCAAUUGCGUCAAGCCAUGGCCUUUCACCACCAUUCUCAGUCGACGUUGUAGCUGGAGCAACAACACAAGGGAUGCAUCCGGCAUCUUCCGAAGUUGCUAGAAUACCCCCCAACUUGUUUCAAAAUCCCUGGAUGAAGGAGCACGAGAUUAAAUCCAAUUUUGAUCAAAAGUCAGGUGGAGACAGUUCUAUUCGCCCCAUCAUAGAGGCACACAGUCCACGUGCACAAGGUCCUGAGGCUUCUCUCGAGGACAGUCCACGGUUAUUUUCUGGACCAGAAAAUGGCCAGGAGAAGAGAAAGCGGGGCCAGUCACAAAAAGCAAUGCUCUCGAAAGCGUUGCAGAAAGCGAACACGGCCGUUCUUCUCGAUAACGCGGCAAAUUUUGAAGGGGCCAUGGAGGCUUAUAAUGAUGCGUGUCAACUACUACAUUUGGUAAUGCUCCGCAGCGAUGGAGGAGAAGAUGAGAAGCUAAAGCUUCAAGAAAUACGAGAUACAUAUAUGAUACGAGUCACUGAGCUACAACGUAUGGACUUUUCUUUCCGCGAUUUGGAUAGUAAAGCCCUCCCCGAACGCCCGCCUAGCCAGGAAUCGUAUGGCGAGUUAUCUCAUUCAAACCAUGACGACAGGAUAGAAUCAUCAUUCGGGGAGGAACCUAUCUCUUUGCAGCGCAGCUCUCAUGCUCGGCCGGUUGAUUUGCCAGAAAGGAUAGCGCCUGAUUGGGAUCGCACAGAACGUCAGUCAUUGUUGCCCUCGCUGCUAGGUGACAGUACUCAGAUUGCAGCCGAAUCAUCCGAUUCAAACAACCGCUUUCUGGCUGGAGCAUCGCGCGGUAUUUUAGAAAAUGAGUCUAUGGGUGCUCCCGUGUCAGAGUCCCUAGUUUCAGGAGUGGAUACCGCAUAUGGUGCUGUCCAGUCUGAUCUGUCCUUAUUGAGCAACCAUGCGAGAGAUGUUAAUGAAUCAACGUCUUGGCUCGAUACUAUUGAUGAAUCCGGUGCAUCUUCCCCGGCCUCUAUGCACUCAGAAGCGUCAUCGCUAUAUUUGCGGCAUAGGAGAAGCUUCCAUCCGGCUGUCGGCACCGAGGCCGAAUUUGAUGCUGCCCUUGAUGCUGCUGUGGAGGCUGCGUAUGAUGAAGGUCUAGAGCCAGCGAUGGAGUUUGGAGAUGACCGUGACAGCAAUGACAUCGUGGCAAAUGCUCGGAGGAAUGUUGAAAUGGCGAAGCAGAAAGUAAGGGAGGCUGAACGGGAGGCUCAAUUAGCAUUAACACGUGGACGAGAAAUGCGGCGGAUACAGGAACAGACAGCGCUCGACAGUGUCAGAGGGCUUGAGUUGGAAUACCUGGAUGAAGAAGCAGAAGAAGAGGAGCGCUUGCUAGAGGAAAUGACUAGAGGCUAUGUGAUGGACGAUUUCGAAUUCGGCAUUCAGUCAAAGUCUGCUCUUCCCCGCCAGUCAGGUUCGGGCACCUUUCCCGGAAAGAUGUGGGAGAGCCUAAAUAGCUCCAACGCCAUGACAGCUUCUGCAACUUUAUCUCCCCUAACGGAAGAUGGGACCCUGUCCCUAGCCGAUGAAAAACCUCCCGAGCCUAGCGUGUCACCCUCUUUAGGCCGUGACGCUCUCUCGGUUUCGACGAAGCCAGCGCUUGGCCCGAUCUCAGCGCCUAGUGUACGAGCACGAAGACUGUCUAGCCAAUAUACCACGGAACUGAAGAUCGAAACAAAUACGGACCCGCUAACUUUCCGACCCCAGCCAGUCCCCAAAGAUGAAAUGGCGUCAAGUUCUGGUUUCCAUCAACAGAGCAGAACAUUGGGCCCUGCUUCUGCUCUACGAUCAGCUUCUCACCCAAACAAACGGAAUGUCUCUGUUGGGUCUUUUAACGAGGACCCUUCGGGUAACGCGGGUCUGGAAAAGGUCUUUUAUCGCGACGACAACGACCCUGGACCGUCGAAACUUCCAUCUCCGACCCGACCCAUCGGUAAAGUGCCUUCAGCUCCGGACAAUCUGGGCAAACUCAAUACAGGCCUAGCAUCUUUCCGGCUGAGAAAUGUAUCGGUUUCGGGACCUGAGCCAUCUGCCGAAUCGCCCAAUACUCCGUCAAGCAAUGCGUUCCCUGCCUUCGAUACGCACAAGGGACCGAUGGCUGCUUCGAUACAAACCAUGCCUACACCAACCGCUACUAAUAUAUCUGCUAACGGCUUGCCGAGUGGAGGACUCAACCUGUUCGAUAGCCAUAUACAUUCGCCCACAAGUCCUGGAUCCCCUAAUCUGAUGGCCGCUGAUGCCCCUCUUCCGUUGGAGCCAUGCCCUGAAUCGUUCCUCCUGCGCCCGUUUUGGCUAAUGCGAUGCAUAUAUCAGACAAUUUCCCAUCCCCGUGGAGGCUAUUUGUCGACGAAGCUGUUCAUCCCACGAGAUGUGUGGCGCGUUAAGAAUGUGAAGAUCAAGGCAGUUGAAGAAAAAGUGUCAAAUUGCGAUUUACUAACAGCAGCAUUACUCAAGCUAGCGAAGGUUGACACUUAUGAUGCCGAUGCUGUUUUGGAGGAAAUGCAAUCAUUGGAGGGUGUUCUUGACCAGGUGCAGAUGUCGCUGUCCAAGAAGAUAGGGAGUGAGGUUGGUGUGCAGGGAGCCAUGCCGCUCUUCAAAUCCGCUCAAGCUUUCGAGGAUACAGCAACUCUCGAUGCAUUACCUUCUAAGCCUUCGAAUGGCCCGAGUAAGUCUUAUCUGACUUCCUGGCGCAAGUUACGUUCCAAGAAUUCCGGGCUUGGUGCUACGACCUCGUUGCCCGCAUCGAAGGAUUCAAGUAAAGACAAUUUGACAAUCAAUACCAUCCCGAUGACGUCUAUGCCCGCUUCACAGCAUUUGAGGCGUAGUACGUCCCAGUUGCAAUACAAUGGACCCAAUAACUAUAUGGGAGCUCUAGCACGGCUCUGUGAUGCGGCUCAAGUACUGGACCAAAUUGCUCAACAGGUUGAAGACCCGGGCCUCAAGCACUCGUCUCCGACGUUAGUCGGUCUGGAAUUGAGCACUCGCCAUGCUGCAGAGUUCUUCGGAUUCUACAUUUGCCGGUUUGCUCUCAACGAUAUCGGCAUGAUGCUUGAUAAAUUCAUUAAAAGAGGCAGUGAGUGGGUACUUAUUUGACGACUUGGAUUUCGUCAUGUAUCUUCGAAAUUUGUCUUUGCCUUCCUAAUAAAACCCAAGACGUGAGGUCUUUUACACUUGUUUCUGCUUGUACACUGUUUAUUUUCUAUAGUAGUU